CUCCACGUACUUGGCUGCUUCAUCGAUCCCUUGCGACGUUGCGUUUUCUGCCAACAGCAUGAUUCGACGGGGGAAGACAGAAGGCUGGCUUCAACUGCCACCUGAAGCACGGCUUGCAUGGGUCACGCUCAAUGAUGUCCACUUCAACCUCACCCAGCCUGGCGUGGUCGAAGGGCGGGGCGGAGCGCUGCUUGCAACUCAAGAUCUUGAUGCUGAUGAUCAGGCUCAUCGGGUUCUCUUGACAGUUCCAAGAGAUCUUAUUCUCUCGCUCGAGCGGGUUCGAGAGCAUGCAAAGGUCGACAGAGACUUUCGAGAAGUCCUCGAAAGCCUUGGAGAUCUUGGAAGGACUCCGCGCGGAGCCAUCCUAUCCUUUCUCAUCUUGCAAGCAAGCAUUUCGUCUCCGCAUCUGCCAUAUCACGUCGGCGUCCGUAGUGCUUUCUCUGACUACGUCAAAUCGCUGCCGAUGGAGAAACUACCCACCACCUGGAAUGCCGAGGAGCUACAAUUACUGGUAGGGACCACGCUCGGACAAGCCACGGGCGCAAAGAUGAAGAGUCUUCGUCAUGAGUAUGAACUCCUUUGCUCAUCUGUCGAGCACACCCGUUGGUACCAAGCAGUACAAGACCACCUGGAUUUCGACGAUUGGCUUCAAGCAGAUGCAAUGUAUCGUUCCCGCGCGCUGGACUUUCCCAACAUCGGACACUGUAUGGUGCCUUGCAUAGAUCUCGCGAACCAUGCCGCAGGCGAUGCAACCGUUGCUCUGUACGAAAAGACUGCCAAUGGUGACGCAGUUUUACUACUCAUUGAUGGCAAGACGGUCUCUCGAGGAGAAGAAGUGACAAUCACGUAUGGCGACGAAAAAGGGGCAUCUGAAAUGCUAUUUUCUUACGGUUUCCUGGACUCUGGCAUGGAUUCUGCGCAGACGAUGCUCCUCAGCCUCACUCUACCCCCAGAAGACAGAUAUCGGGCAGCAAAGGCAAGGAUAGCUGAUUGUGCCCCUGGCUUCAACAUCUCCGAGACGCCAGAUGGUGGCGUUCGGUGGGAAGGCGAUUAUGUGUGGCUGCUCUGCGUGACGGAAGAAGACGACCUCCACUUCGCCUUGGCUAGAACGGUAGACGGAGUAGAGGAUGAAGUACAACCUCUCUUCCAAGGGAAAGAACUAACGGGUGGUGCGGCCGGACUACGGACUCGGCUUUCCGGAACACCUCUUUGGGACGUCUAUCACCUGCGUGCAAUCUCCAUACUCCAAGAGCGAGUCUUCAGCCAGAUGCAGAUCCUGUACAGCACGGAGGAAGAAGUGGCGGCCAGGGCUAACGGAGCUGACUCCGCCAUCCCUUCGUCCACUUUCGAUGCGGCCAUGAAGCUCAGAGAGUUGGAGUUCUCGCUCCUGAACAAAGCAUACGAGACCUUUGAGCACAAGAAACUCGAACUGGCUCAGAGUUCCGUGGUCACCCGAUACUUGGCUGAAAUGCGCGAAGAAGAUCUGGACCAUGUACCUGACGAUUUCUCGUAACAAACUUAAAAGGGCCCCCUGUCGCGUGCUCCCGCAUUCCUCCAUGGCAUGAAUCCGGGGAAAGGCAGACUGCAUCCAAUCGUCGCAAGGUCUGGGGAAGGGCUGCAGGGCGUACGUUGCAUGAUCUGGGGAAAGGCAGCUCGUAUCCGUCCGCGCAAGAAAACUAGAAGCAGCGCCGUCGGUUCACUAAUCGCCCCCACUAGUGUGUAUCGAGCUCGACUGCCUUGGUCGAGGUCGGAAGCGUCGUUUUAAGGUUCUGGCAGGGGCAUCUCAAUACGGAAAGACGGUCCGAUACCCUUUCCGCCGGUUGGUGGGGAACUGCUUUAUUCGAAGUGAUCGAUAUUUGUCACGCGAGAAGAUCAACAUUCAUGGCCUCGACAGCUACAAUAUAAAGGCGACUGCGGCGUAUGAUCUGUCGAGCUUCCAAACCCCAUCCACACCCGUCAAUACACCUACCGGGAUGCUGU
This is a messenger RNA of Neohortaea acidophila, 1980 nucleotides long. RefSeq lists its product as uncharacterized. NCBI's taxonomy places the organism in Eukaryota, Fungi, Ascomycota, Dothideomycetes, Mycosphaerellales, Teratosphaeriaceae. The transcript has 4 exons. The record is from RefSeq and is a predicted model, not a curated record. Gene Ontology annotation, biological process: peptidyl-lysine monomethylation. Gene Ontology annotation, molecular function: protein-lysine N-methyltransferase activity. Bases 59 to 1513 code for a protein of 484 amino acids. Gene Ontology annotation, cellular component: nucleus.